UCUCACCCCCUCUCACAUUAUUUGGAGACUCGUUGAACGCCUCCAGAACAAAGGUGGUCUGAAGCAUUCUUACAAAGCGAUGAACAUCUUUCCACUCUUCUUGGGAAACAUUGUGAUCCUGUCAUGACGCCAGGCGAUGCUGCAGACCUUUUUGAGUUUUUCCCACCGAGAUAAGAUAGCACAAACACACUUUUCAAGCUAAAUAUUUUACAAAAUGAAGAUUUUAGGUCACAAACAGUCUCAAAUGAAGACAACAAGUGUUAUUUUCUGAUUCUCAAACGUUAGAGGAACAUGUUGACAGAACUAGGCCUACACUAGUGUGAACUUGAGGAGAACUGAAUUCAUACUAAUGACAGCAGGGUGCUUUUCACAUACCCAAGAAGGACAGGAGGUAACAGUUCAUUGUGACCCCAAACAGCCCGGCGUCAUUACCUUCUGGUUUCAAAUAAACACAACUGGUGCAAGUUGUUUGCUCACUGUUAAAGGCACAGAGGAAAAGUUUAAUGCUGAUAAGGAAAAAUACGAAAUGAAAAAAAAUUCUCCAAGUGGUAAACUUGGUUUGGCUAUUAAGUCUUUCAAGAAAAAGUCUGACAGUGGUUUGUACACCUGCGCAGCCAUGAACAAAAAUAAACUCUUCUUUGGAGAGCCAAUUGAAAUUAAAGGAGAACCAGAUCCAACAACACCACCUCCAAAAAUUAAUCCAACACCACCGAAAUCUACAACAAGGAUUAUGACACAGUGUAAAUGUCCACCACAAGGCUCGAAGCCCAGCAUCAACUGUGAGACUUGGAUAUUGUCAUCUUUGGCCUCUGGUUGUGGUCUUCUCCUCAUUCUGCUGAUCGUCACAAUUUUGUACUGCAACCGUUUAAGAACAAGACGAUGUCCCCACCAUUACAAAAGACAACCCAGGCCUGCUGGUCAUGCAAAACUGCCCAACAACCACUUCUAGCUCCAGUAAAGACACAGGAAAUCCAGUACUGGUUAAAGAUAUCUUUGACUUAAUUUCUUCUCAAUAAGCAAAGUUAAACGCAGUUUCUUCCAUCAUGAUUAUUCAGACUGUACAACCUUAAAUCUUAAUCUUUCACAAUGAAAAUGUUCAAAACAUCACUAUUUCUUUUCCAGUAAGUUUAGAUUUUUUUUAUAGUCAUUAUAUCUUUGUAUCGGUUACAGUUACAUUUAAUACACUGACAAUAAUCAGAUUGUUUUUCUUUAUGUGGUUUUUGAUCUUAAUCUGUUACUAGUGAAAUGUUUUAUGUUUUGCUUCAAUGUAGACUUAUUAAAUGGGGCUUAUUUAAAGUAUGUAUAAAAUGAUUACAAAAGCAUUUUAGGCUUAAAAAUCAUCUUCAGUGUCAUGCUGCAUUGCAAUCUGUUUAAAAGAGAAAUCUGCCAUCUGCUGGCUGUAAGUGAAAUGAAGACCCUCAGACCCCUCAUGCUGAGAUGAUAGCUUCACAGAAUGAAUCGCAUUCCUGCUGAUGUCUAUUUCUACAUUCAAUUCAGUUGCAAAUAAACAAAAAUAAAGUAAUCUUACUAUACAUCCAUUUCAGUGAUGUGAAGAAUUUCAAAUUAAGCUCUUGAAUAUUUACUAUUAACAUUUUUAUUAUACUGUAGAUAACCCAAAGUUGCUUUGUGGCAGAGCAGAGCACCACCAUGUGGACAAAAUAUGGAAUUGUGUAUGUUGUACAAUGCAGACUGUCUGUCAGAUUAAUAAAUAUGACCAUAUUCAGCCAUGUGCUUGUGUUUCAGCCGAUGUAGUUUGAGUUUGUUUUUCUCUUUGCUGCCGUUCAGGAGCUAAAGUUAAUAUCUGAAAAAUGUAUUUUAGUGAUACUUUUACAUCUCUGUGUCCUGAAAAAUGAAUGUUCAGCAUCCACAUAAUGCCCAUCUUUGGUUUGCUUUAGGAAUCAGUUCGACAAAAACUGGACCUGAUGCCUGUAAAAACAGA
Molecule: messenger RNA, 1939 nt
Organism: Onychostoma macrolepis
Lineage: Eukaryota; Metazoa; Chordata; Actinopteri; Cypriniformes; Cyprinidae
Gene: cd8a
Product: CD8a molecule
Exons: 6
Coding region: 350-949 (199 amino acids)
Source: RefSeq, a predicted model, not a curated record